Molecule: messenger RNA, 5287 nt
Organism: Schistosoma margrebowiei
Lineage: Eukaryota; Metazoa; Platyhelminthes; Trematoda; Strigeidida; Schistosomatidae
Source: the annotation of a GenBank genome assembly
ACACAUUCCAAGGUACUUAUGUGAUUUCUGAAUCUAAAUAUCGCUCUUGUCGACUAGUAAUGGACCUGUUACUACUUAAAUGUUUCAUCAUCCUCAUCUCAGUGAAACUCGCAAACCUACAAGAGCCAUUUGAUACAAGAUGGGUCUCGAGUGAAUGCGUAGAUAUUAACGGGAAACCACAAAUGUGCUAUCCUCCAUUUACUAGCGUUGCUGCUGACAGAAAAGUGACAGCAACUAACACAUGUGGAGAAAGAGGAAGACAAAAGUAUUGCAUACACAUGUCAAAUUCUGGAAUGGCUAGCAGGUGUCAAUAUUGUGACGCCCGCAACCCAGAUGAAAGUCAUCCCCCGGAGUAUAUGACAGAUAAAAAUCCAAAUAACUGGUGGCAAUCAGAAACUAUGGCUGACAAUAAACUUUUGCAUUUCAGAGACUCCGUAAACCUUACGAUAGAUCUUGGUACUAAAUUUCAUGUAAAUUAUGUGUAUUUACAAUUUAAAUCACCUCGUCCACAUGCUAUGGUUAUACACAAACGAUUUGAUGAUAAUUCCGAAUGGACACCAUGGGCAUAUUUUUCGAGUAAUUGUUAUACAUACUUUGGUAUGGCCUAUAGUCCUAGACCUAUAUUUAAUAAACCGGAUGAAUUAAUAUGUUAUGAAGAAUAUUCAACAUUACAACCAUUAUAUGAAGGGGAAGUAAUUUUUUCUGUUAUAAAUGGACGUCCGAACUAUGACAAAUUCUUUAAUGAUGUAGAUUUACAGCGUUGGAGUACUGCUAGUCAAAUUUUAAUAGAACUAAAGAAAAUGCAUACAUUUGGUGAUGAACGUGGAGCUGAAAGAGAUACUCUAUUAACAUAUUAUUUUGCUAUACAAAAAUUGACCGUAGGAGGAAGAUGUCUUUGUCAUGGUCAUGGUAAUGAAUGUAGAAAAAGUUCUGGACCAGGACAAAAGGAAAGAUUAGUAUGCGUUUGUGAUCCAGCUCAUCAUACAUCUGGUGAUAAUUGUGAACAAUGUCAAUCAGGUUAUCAUGACCGUCCAUGGCAACCUGCUACUCCACAAAAUGCCAAUCCAUGUUUAGCAUGUAAUUGUAAUGGAAACGCACAUCUAUGUGAAUUUGAUCCGGAAUUAUAUGGUCGUACUGGUUCCGGUAGUCGAUGUAUUGAUUGUGGUAAUAAUACAGAAGGCAUAAAUUGUGAACGUUGUAAAUCAGGCUAUUAUCCUAAUCCGAAACAGCCAACAACAUGUUUGCCAUGUUCAUGUGAUCCAGUGGGUACUAUUGAUGGACAGGUUGAAUGUAAUGCACAAGGUCAAUGUCAAUGUAAACCUGGAAUCGGUGGUAAAGCUUGUGAUCAUUGUUUAGAAGAUCAUUUUGGUUUCAAUGCUGGUGGUUGUCUACCAUGUAAUUGUAGUGAAGGUGGUAGUUAUGAAAAUCGCCUUGCUUGUGAUUCACAAACAGGUCAAUGUAUAUGUAAACAAAAUGUAGCUGGUAAACAAUGUGAUAAAUGUAAGAUUGGACAUUAUGGUCUCAUGUCAAAUGAUCCAUUAGGAUGUAAACCAUGCUUAUGUUCUUUGCACUCGUCAGAAUGUAAAUUAGACGAAGAACACUUAAGUAAGGUAGCUGGUAGACCUGGUGAAAUUAUUGAAUUGGAAAGUUUAGUGAAACCAGAUCAAACUAUUAUUAAUUGCCCAACGAAUAAGAAACCAUGUUAUGCAUGCUUACAAAAAGAUAGACAUAUUCAAGUUGGAUGCAAUGGUACAACAGAAGGUUAUUUACAUUGCUUGUGUGAAGAAGAUCCAAAUCAAUGUCCCUAUUGUCCAUCAGGCUGGCGUACGCCACAGAUUGAUCCUCGUUCUGAAAUAUGUACAUGUCCUCCACAAUAUACUGGUAAAUCAUGUGAAUUUUGUGCAGAUGGACAUAGACGUGAUCCACCUGGUGGUCUUAUUACUGAUCGUUGUAUCUUAUGUACAUGUAAUAAUCAUGCUACACGGUGUGAUCCUGAAAGUGGUCAGUGUGAAUGUCAAGAUAAUACUGGUGGUUUAUUCUGUGAUCGAUGUGCUGAUGGUUAUUACGGUGAUGCAUUUGCUGCAAUCAAUUCAUCUGAUGCUUGUAAACCAUGUCCAUGCCCUUCAGAAGCAAAAUGUGAACAAGUUCAUUGGCCAGACCGUUCAAUUAAAGUUGUAUGCAAAGAUUGUCCAGAUAAUAGAUCAGGUAUUCGAUGUGAACGUUGUGCGGAGAAUUUUUAUGGUGAUCCAGUGAAAGGUAUUCCAUGUAAACCAUGUGACUGUUCAAAUAAUGUGGAUCCAAGAGAAUUUGGAAAUUGUGAUGGAAAAACUGGUGAAUGUUUAAAAUGUCUAUUCGGUACAAGUGGUAAACAUUGUGAACAAUGUUUACCAGGUUAUCGUCGUAAUUUAAAACCAAUUAAUAUAAGUGAUUUAAGUGAUUUAAUUCCAGCACGUGGUUGUAGUCCAUGUGAAUGUAAUCCAAUUGGAACAUUAGCUAAUUAUGGAUCACAAGGAAUUGGUGUUUGUAAUCCAGAAACUGGUCAAUGUCCAUGUAAACCAGGUGUUGGUGGAGUGAAUUGUGAUAAAUGUUUUGAUGGAUUUUAUGGUUUUCAUACUGGACAGGGAUGUCAACCAUGUGACUGUAAUUCGGUGGGUGCAGUCCAAGAAUCCUGUGAUGAUCGAACCGGUCAAUGUGAAUGUCGUUCAAAUGUUAUCGGACGUCAAUGUGAUCAAUGUCGACCUGCAUAUUUUAAUAUGACUACUUCAGUAGGUUGUCAAUCAUGUAAUUGUCAUAUUUAUGGUGCUGAAAGUAGUCAAUGUGAUAAAAAUGGUCAAUGCAUUUGUAAACCUUUUGCUGUUGGAGUGAACUGUGAACAAUGCCAAGAAAAUCAUUAUAAUUUACAAGCUGGUUGUUUACCAUGUCCAGCUUGUUAUAAUUUAGUUCAAGCUAGAGUUGCAAAAUUAUGGGGAAUGUUAGAAUCAGUAUUUGGACCAAUUAAACAAGAAUCAUCAACAACAUCAUUAAUAACAAGAGAAUCAAUUGAAACAUUUGAUGAUAAAGAAUUAUUUGAUGAAAUUAAAAGAUUAAAUGAUACAAUUAUAAAAUUAUAUCAAGAUAUUUUAAAUUAUGAAGCUGAUAAUUCAAUAAUUGAUCAAAAACAAUUUAAAAACACAUUAGACAAUAUUGCCAAUCAAAUUGAUAUGAUUGAUAAUGAAUUAAAACAAUUGACCAAUAAACCAUUAACAUGUUUAGAUAAUGGAUAUAAUAGAAAUAUGGAACAAUUACAAAUAUCGAUUAAUGAAAAUAUACCAAGAUUAUUAACUGAUGAUGUUCAAAAAAUAUUGGAUAAUUUAAAACGUACUAUUGAUUUAUCUGAACCAGAUCCAAUUUUAUCAAAAUAUGCAAAUGAAGCUAAUGAAUUAACUAAAGAAUUAAAUCAAAGAACUGAACAAUUACAAAAACAAAUGAAUCGUAUUACAAAAUUAUUAGCUAAUUCUACAAAUAAAUUAACUGAAUCAAAAGAAUUAAUUAAAACAUCAAAAGAUACAUUACAGAAAAAUGUAAAAAAAUCUGAUGAAAUUGAACAAAACAGUAUUUUAUUAAGCAGUCGUAUUGAAGCAUUGAAAGAUCUAAUGCAAAAAUUACGUGAUCAAAUUUAUUUAACUAAUACUAAUAUUGAUCGUCUACCAGAUAUUAUGGCACAAUUACGUCAAUUAGAUAGUGUGACGGUUACAUGGAAUGAAGCAAAAGAAACGUCAAAACAAUUACAAAAUCGUUUAUUUAAUAUUGAAAAUGAAUUAAAUAAUCAAUUAAUUCAAUUACAACAAAUCAAUAAUCAAUUAAUCAAUACAUUAAAUAAACAAGAAAAUGAAGCAAAAUUAAUUGAAUUAAAAUUUAAUGAAAUCAAUCAUUUAUUAGAACGUGUUAUGAAUGCAAUCAAUAUGAGUUGGACAAUGAUUGACAAUUCUAGAAUAUGGUUACAAAAACUUGAAGGAUUUGAUGAACAUAUUAUAAAUACAAAAGAAUUAUUGUCAAAUAUAUUAAAAAUGGAAGAUGAAUUACAUAGACGUUUAACUGAUUUAGCAACAAAUGUUAAUGAUUUACAUGAUCAAGCUAAAAAAGAAUUAUUAACUGCACAAUAUUUACGUAAUCAAACUAAUGAAAUUGAGAAAAUUCUUAAUGGAAUUGAAAAAAGAAUUACAAAUGAUAAAUUUCUUCUUGAUAAAUUCUAUGAAAAAUUAACUGAUUUAAAAACACAACAUGAAUUACAAAUUUUACCUGAAAUACAAAAAGCAUCACAAACAGUAAAUGAAAUUAAUGAUGAAACUAUGCGUAUUAUUGAAAUAGCUGAUAUAUCACAUCGUAGUGGAAGUAAAUUAGUUGAAGAUAUUAAUGAAUUAUUAAGACGUAUGAAAAAACUUAAAGAACAAUUAACAGAAAGUACUAAACCUGGUAUUAGUUUAAUUAGUAAACCAAUAAUCACUUCAGAAGAUGCUACAAUAAGAUUUAUUAAAUUAAAAGAUGAUUUUAAUAAAAUUCAAUUAAAUCAACGUUUAAUUUUAUUAAAACAAUUAAAUUAUUCACGUACUAUUGAAUUAUUUUAUUUAAAUAAACAAAUUAAUGAAUUUAAAUUACAUUAUGAACAUUUACAACGUAUUAAUUCAUUAUUACCAAGUAUUGAAUCUGGUUGCUUUUAUAUUGGUAAAGGUAUUGAAGGUGAUCAAUAUGAACGUAGAAAUUCUUAAAUAGAAUUUAUAUAAACAAAAAUUAUACAACAAUUAUACCAUUUUUUAUUAUUUCUAUUCGAAUAUACUUUUUUUUUUCUUCUUUUGUUAUUGUUGCUAAUGUUGUUGUUGAUUAAUAUUCACUUUAUUCUCUUGUUUUACAUGGUAACAUAUUAAUUUAUAUCAUAAAUGUUAUGUGUAUAGGUGUGGCUAUGUGUGCGUGUAUGUGUGAGUGUGUAUGUGUAUGUGUGUGUGUGUGGGUAUUCUUUUCUUUCUCUUCUAUCUUGGAUUAUUUGCUCAAUAUUUUUUGUUUGUUUAUUUCGAUCCGUUUAUGCCAUAGUUUCUAUUUCAUGGGAAUUAUGUUCAUAAAUAUAAAUUUGGUUUUUUUCUUUUUUUGCAAAAAACAAAGUUUAUUUCAUAUUUUUAUUCUUUUUUUUAGUUUUUUUUUUGGAAAAAAAGUAAAAUCAAUUUCAUCUUUAUGCCUUAACGAUUUUGUCUAUUUUUUUUGUUUGUUUUUUCCUCUUCUUAUUUUUUAUUCAUUAAAAUAGUUUCGAUUAUUAAUU